Elephantulus edwardii (Cape elephant shrew) is the source of this 960-nucleotide messenger RNA. RefSeq names its product transmembrane protein 110 (gene STIMATE). Lineage: Eukaryota; Metazoa; Chordata; Mammalia; Macroscelidea; Macroscelididae. The transcript is spliced from 8 exons. Bases 76 to 960 code for a protein of 294 amino acids. Gene Ontology annotation, molecular function: calcium channel regulator activity. The record is from RefSeq and is a predicted model, not a curated record. Gene Ontology annotation, cellular component: membrane; cortical endoplasmic reticulum. Gene Ontology annotation, biological process: activation of store-operated calcium channel activity.
CUCCGCGGUGCGAUCCGGGUAGACAGCGAGGCCGGGAGGGCGGCGGCGCUCUGCGUCCCUCCGGCCGGACCCGCCAUGCAGGGCCUCGCCGGGAACGCGAGCCGCGGGCUGCCGGGCGGGCCGCCCUCCACGGUCGCGUCCGGGGCGGGCCGCUGCGAGAGCGGUGCACUCAUGCACAGUUUCGGCAUCUUCCUGCAGGGGCUGCUCGGCGUCGUGGCCUUCAGCACGUUGUUGCUCAAACGCUUCCGAGAACCAAAGCAUGAAAGACGUCCCUGGAGAAUAUGGUUUUUAGACACUUCCAAACAAGCCAUAGGAAUGCUGUUUAUCCACUUUGCGAAUGUGUACUUAGCAGAUCUCACCGAAGAGGACCCUUGUUCUCUGUACCUCAUCAACUUCCUUCUGGAUGCCACCGUGGGCAUGCUACUCAUCUACGUGGGCGUGCGGGCCGUCAGUGUCCUGGUGGAGUGGCAGCAGUGGGAGUCCCUGCGCUUUGGUGAAUAUGGAGACCCUCUGCAGUGGGGAGCCUGGGUCGGGCAGUGUGCCCUCUACAUCAUCAUCAUGAUCUUUGAAAAGUCCGUCGUCUUCAUCGUCCUCCUAAUACUUCAGUGGAAAAAGGUGGCCCUGCUGAAUCCCAUUGAGAACCCAGACCUGAAGCUGGCCGUCGUCAUGCUGAUUGUCCCCUUCUUCGUCAAUGCAUUGAUGUUCUGGGUCGUAGACAAUUUCCUCAUGAGAAAAGGGAAGACGAAAGCUAAACUAGAAGAAAGGGGCGCCAACCAGGACUCAAGGAAUGGGAGCAAGGUCCGGUACCGGAGGGCCGCGUCCCAUGACGAGUCGGAAUCUGAGAUCCUGAUCUCCGCUGAUGACGAGAUGGAGGAGUCUGAUGUGGACGAGGACCUCCGGAGACUGACCCCCCUAAAACCUGUGAAGAAAAAGAAGCACCGCUUCGGGCUGCCCGUAUGA